Molecule: messenger RNA, 3672 nt
Organism: Vigna umbellata (rice bean)
Lineage: Eukaryota; Viridiplantae; Streptophyta; Magnoliopsida; Fabales; Fabaceae
Product: DNAJ heat shock N-terminal domain-containing protein
Source: RefSeq, a predicted model, not a curated record
AGAUUACAAGGGCCCGUUUCUUCUAAUAGUAUAAAACGGUCAGAAUUUUCCACUUUGUUCUAUUCUCACUUUUUCACUUCCCGCUUUUAUCUCUAUGGCUGGGAGUGAGUGAGUGUGAUUACCGUACUAUAUACAGUGAGGUUAACUGUUUAUCUCUUUUCGACUCGUUCCAAUGGCGUAGCGGUUGAUGUGCAAUUUGGCUUGCGCUUUGUCAGGUUAAAAUGUUGCACACUGACUGGGUGGUGAAUUUCUGAAUCGGCAGGAGUUCUUUCCCUCUCUGUGUUGUCAGGAGAUUCAGAGAACUGCAGUGUAUUGGGUUUUGAUUUCAACUAACUGAUGGAGUGCAACAAGGAUGAAGCUGUGAGGGCUAAGCAGAUUGCUGAAAAUAAGAUGCAAGCUGGUGACUAUGAAGGGGGGCUGAAAUUUGCUUCAAAAGCCCAAAGGCUGUUUCCUGAUAUUCAAAACAUUGUUCAGAUCCUUGCAGUUUGUGAGGUCCACUGUGCUGCUCAGAAGAAACACUCUGGGUCUGACGUGGACUGGUAUGGAAUUCUCCAGACUCAACAAUCUGCCGAUGAAGCAACCAUUAAGAAACAGUAUAGAAAGCUUGCACUGCUACUUCAUCCUGAUAAAAAUAAAUCUGCUGGUGCAGAGGCUGCUUUCAAGUUGGUUGGUGAAGCUAACAGAGUGUUAAGCGAUCCAUCGAAGCGUACUCUGUAUGACUCAAAAUUUGGAGUUUCAGUGGGAAAUACAGAAGCUAAGGUCGCCCCUUGUCACCCAAAUGGAAAUGCAAGGAAUUAUCAGAACAUUUUUAAUUCACAGCCCCAGGCUUGGAAUUCAUAUCAUCAGUUUGAAAGUUCGACAUUUUGGACAUGUUGUUGUCAUUGUAAUAUUAGAUAUCAAUACUACAAAACUAUUUUAAAUCAGACCAUACGCUGUCAACACUGUUCUAAAUCCUUUACAGCUCAUGCUAUGGGGAACCACAAUGUGGCACCAACAUAUUGGCCACCUUUCAAUAAUCACCAAGGGUCUGCAAAACAUGCAUCGUCUAAAGAAGCAUCAAAAGGCAAUGGUGGAAAAUCUCGUGGUAGAGAAGAAGAGGGUGUGUCCAUGUCAAAAUGUGGUGCAGGAGUUGGUGCCUAUUCUAAAGUUGCAAAUGGCAGAAAUGGCCAUGUGGCUGCAGGAGUGACAAAGGCUGAUGUUAAAGUGUCCAAAGCCAAGGAAUCGCAAGCCUCAACGAAAGUUGGUUGUAAAAGAGCAAGGCAGUCAGCAUCAUAUGACAAUAACAAAGCUGGAGAUGGUAAAGGCAUGAAAGACACCAAGGAUCAAGAAAAUACGGUUGAUCCUUCUGGGAAAACUUCAAGGAAAAAACAGCAUGUUCUGUACCCAAAAACUGAUAAAGCUGGUGAUUUUGGAAGUUCAUCCAAAAGUACACAAAAUCAUGAAUCAUCUACCACCCCUAGAGUAGAGAAAAAAGAAGUGUCAGCAACUGGUGAUGGUGAUCAGAAUGGGGAGACAAGAAAUAAAGCAGGUGCACUACAUGAAGAAACAAUUUUAAGGAAUAGAGCCAAAGUUGAGCAGACUAAUGUGCAAGGAAAGGAGGUAUUGAACUCAGAUUUCAAUGAUAGAAAGUCUAAAGCUGUCUAUUGUUCUCCAUCGAAGUCAAAUUUAUCUCCCAAUUCAGAGAUUGUCUGUCCUGAUACAGAUUUCAGUGAUUUUGAGAGAGAUAAGGCAGAGGAUUGUUUUGCUGUUAAUCAAUUAUGGGCUAUUUUUGACAAUAAUGAUGGUAUGCCACGAUUCUAUGCUCUUGUGAAGAAAGUCUACUCCCCUUUCACGUUGCGGAUUACUUGGCUAGAAGCUGACUCAGAUGACCAAGGUGAGAUUGACUGGCAUAAAGCCGGUUUGCCUAUUGCUUGUGGUAAGUUCAGACUUGGUCAUUCUCAGAUUACUUCAGAUCGUUUUAUGUUCUCUCAUCAGAUGCAUUGCAUAAAAGGAAGUAGGACUACAUAUCUGAUAUACCCAAAGAAGGGAGAAACUUGGGCAAUUUUCAGACACUGGGAUCUUGGAUGGAGUUCAAAUCCAGAAAAGCAUUUUGAGUAUGAAUUUGAAUAUGUGGAAGUUCUAUCAGAUUUUGACGAAAAUUUAGGCAUUGAAGUUGCUUAUCUUGGGAAACUGACAGGGUUUGUUAGUCUCUUUCAACAUUCUGCAUUGGAUGGUAUUAGCUUAUUUUGUGUAUCACCUCGUGAGAUGUACAAGUUCUCUCAUCGGAUUCCUUCUUACAAGAUGACAGGCGCUGAAAGGAAAGGUGUUCCAAGUGGAUCUUUUGAACUUGAUCCUGCUGGUCUGCCUACUUGUCUUUUUGAAGUUGGUGAUACUGGUGUUGCGAAAGUGGAUGGAGUCAAUUGUUCCCACCAGGAGUAUGCAAACUCUAAAGUUGAACAGGCAACUUCUAAUGAUAGUAUUCACAAUUCAAAGUUGCAAGAGAGUAUUGACACCGAAAGAACAGCACAAAUUCUCAGAAGGUCUCCAAGGUCGAGCCAAAAAAGUAUGGACAAUGGCCAAGCAAGCACUGUUCAAUUCACGGUCAGAAAGGAUGACAUAAACAUUGACCACAGGGACUACAGUCCCCCAGAAGGAAGCGCUGCUUCGUCCCAUACUAAUGAGAGGAAGGUCAAGAAACCUCAGAAACACAAGAAAAAUAGUUAUGAUGGAGAGACAUUGAAUAAGUUGCAUAAAGAUCUAAGCAAGAAAAAUGUUCUAGGAGAUGCAUCUGAAAGGACAUGUAAGUUGACUGUUAAUCAUUCAAAAAACAGCAAUAAUGUGAAGAGUAGCAACACUCCUCAGUUUGGAGAAUCAUGUUACGACUUUAAGAAGGAAAAAUCUGAAAAGACGUUUCAGUGUGGACAGAUAUGGGCAAUAUAUUGUGAUAGGGAUUAUAUGCCCAAUACUUACGCUCAAAUUAAGAAGAUUGAAUUCACUCCUAAUUUUAGAUUGCAGGUUUCCAUGCUUGAACCGUGCUCACCGUCAGGUGACCUUAAAAGAACAAUAUCUUGUGGCACCUUCGAAGUUAAAAAAGGCAAAUUACAGAUUCUCUCUCCCUCUGCAUUCUCUCAUCAGUUAAAAGUUGAACCUUUGGUAAAUAAUAGAUAUGAAAUUUACCCUAGAAAAGGUGAGGUUUGGGCUCUUUACGGGGACCAGAACUAUGAGCUGACUUCUUCAAAGCAGGGCAAAGGUAAAUGUGAUAUAGUAGAAGUAUUAGCAGAUAGUGACAAGACUAUACAGGUUGUUGUUCUGACGCCACAUAGCAACUCCAAGACAAUUUUCAGAGCUCCUAGAAUUCAGAGAUCUAAAACUGGUGUAAUUGAAAUAUUAAGAGAAGAGGUUGGCAGAUUUUCACAUCAGAUUCCUGCUUUUCAGCACUGGGACAAUGUGAUUCUCAGAGGGUGUUGGGAGCUUGAUCCUUCUUCAGUUCCUGGUUCUUUCGUACCAAUAAACUGAAGUAUUUCUAUACCCUCUUGUCCACUUUGUUCGUGGUAGUGAAUCUAUGUUUUGUUAUAUAUUAUUUAACCAGCUAUACUGUGUAGCAGCCAUGUAUUGAAUUGUGUUGAAGGGAUCCUCGUUUCAUGUCUUUGAUGAGUUACAUUAGUUAAAGCAGCUGUUAACGCAUUCUGGCUA